Meloidogyne enterolobii is the source of this 379-nucleotide messenger RNA. Lineage: Eukaryota; Metazoa; Nematoda; Chromadorea; Rhabditida; Meloidogynidae. The record is from the annotation of a GenBank genome assembly.
UCUGGCCAUUAAGUUCUCUUGGCUAGUUGAAAUAUUUUUGUUGGGAUAUCAAGACUCUAAUUGUCACAUUAUAGAAAGCUUAAAAGAUGGUCGCAAGUGUUUUGUUCGCAAAUGUCGCUGUCCUCAAAUGUUAUGUUCCCAAAUGUCGUUUGUUCGCAAAUGUCGUUUAUUCCCAAGUGUCGAAUGUUUUCAAGUGUCGAUUUUCGCAAAUGUCGCUCUUUAUUUCUAGAAUUAGGGUAAACCACAACCUCGAAAAAUCCGAUACCCCCUAGAUACAAUCUUAAAAAUCUCUGAAUUUUUAAAAACGAUUUCCUCUGCGUUAGGGGGAUUUUUUAAAAACAGAAGACCAACACCUAUGAGAAAAUUAUUAAAAUUUUCU